UUUACAGAACAAAAAGAGAAAAAAAUAGAAAGAAAGAAGCGCAGCUGAGGCCGAGCCGGAGGAGGGCGGGGGCGGCCACCGCAGCAGCAUCAGAUCACGAGCCACGCAGUCGUGGUCGCAGGAGAGAGAGAGAGAGGGAGAGGGAGAGGGAGAGAGCUCCCGAUCGAAUCCAGCCGAGGAGGCAGCCCGAUCCGAUCGCGCGCGGGACGGGAGCGGAGCCCCGCCUGAUCGAUCCACAGGGAUCUGACCCCCGCCUGAUCGAUUCAACCCAAGAAAAAGGUUCGCGCCAUAUCGAUCGAUCGAUCGAUUUGAUCGAUCCCGGAAUCCCUGCCUGCUUGCCCUCCUCCUCCUCCUCCUCCCGCGGCGGAUUCGACUUGAUGGAAUCGACGCACAGCGGAUCGGAGCGGCCAGGCCCAAUGGAUUCGCAGGAGCCAAGAGUUGAGGUUGAUUCAAAAACUGUUCUCGCCGAUAACCCUGAAGAGCAGACCAUUCCUCGCAAAGAUGAGAAAGCACCCAAGCCCACCAUUUCGAAUGAUCCAAAUGAUAUCAAUCUACCAAGUGAAGGACAAGCCCAAGCUGGCACUUCCAAUAUAGGUGGGGGACAGAAUGCUGCAUAUCCACAAACCUUGUACUCCUCUCAGGCACAGCCAUUCUAUUACCAAGGUCCAGGAUACGAGAACCCUUCAAAUGAAUGGGAUGGUUAUCCUCCUUAUGUGAGUGUUGAAGGUCUGGAAGCAGGUCCACCGGUUGUAUACAAUGAUGAUCCUUCAAUGAUGUUCCAUGGUGGCUAUGGCUAUGACCCAUAUGCUCAUUAUUCUCCUAUCUCAACACCUGUACCGGCUGCUGUUAGUGGAGAUGGUCAGCUCUACUCUCCUCAGCAGUUCUCCUUCUCGGCUCCUUACUACCAGCAAUCAGUACCACCUGGCAUGCCAUAUUUAAGCUCUCCUACUCCAAUAUCACAGGGUGAGGCAAUGGUGCCGAUUGACCCAACACAAGGGGCUUUUAUCGCUGAAACUCUGAGUCCAAACAGCUUCCUUUUCGGGCCAAGACCUGAAUGGUUCAGAUCGUCUGAAGGAAAUGGGUCGUUUCCAUCACCUGCUGCUUCUCCUCAACCCGUUGGUGGUGUUUCAGGGCCCUUUGGACAAAGUAACUUCCCAAUGGCUUCUGGAAUGCAAUCUCCUCAGCACAGGCCCUUCUAUGGUUUUGGAACACCAGGUGACUCAUAUGGAAGAGGGUUCUCUCACGGUGGAUAUUUCCCACAGGCCACUAAUUAUGGGGCUCCUUUCCCUAGCUUCGGCCUGAAUGGUAGGAAUUCUAUUCCGAUGGAAAAAGGGCGCAGGAGAGGAAGGGGCAAUGCUCUUCUUUGCAGCUGUAACGGUUCACUUGACUUCCUCAAUGAGCAAAGCCGAGGCCCACGUGCCACUAGACCUAAGAAACAAGCAGAGGAUGGCAGCAAGGAUGAGAAGCCUUCUGCAGGAGGUGAUUGUGAGUUAUACAACAGGCCCGACUUUGUUACAGAGUACAAGAAUGCUAGAUUUUUUAUCAUAAAAUCAUACAGCGAAGAUAAUGUGCACAAGAGCAUCAAAUAUGGUGUUUGGGCUAGCACCACAAAUGGGAACAAGAAACUAGACUCAGCCUACCGUGAAGCGAAGGAGAAGGAAGAGCAUUAUCCAAUUUUUCUGCUGUUUUCGGUAAAUGCUAGCGCACAAUUCUGCGGUGUUGCAGAGAUGAUUGGGCCAGUGGAUUUUGAGAAGAGUGUUGACUAUUGGCAACAAGAUAAGUGGACUGGGCAGUUCCCUGUUAAGUGGCACAUAGUGAAAGAUGUCCCCAAUAAUCUCUUCCGCCAUAUUAUUCUUGAAAACAAUGAUAAUAAACCUGUAACCAAUAGCCGGGAUACACAAGAGGUGAAACUGGAACAAGGCAUGGAGAUGCUGAAGAUCUUCAAGGAUCACGAGGAGGAUGCCUCGAUACUUGAUGACUUCGACUUCUACGAGGAGCGUGAGAGAGCCCUGCUGGAGAAUAAGGCGCGGCUGCAUCAGCAACAUCAGCUGCCCAGCUCUACUGCGGUUGAGCCCAAGAAGCCCUUGACUGUGUCCACUGAUCUAGUUGGUCAUAUAACGAAGAGCUUUGUGCAAGCGGUUCGGCUUGGUGAAGCCAAGAGUGUGAGCCCUAAUUCGACUGAGAAAAGUGCUAUUGGGGAUUCAUCAGCUGCUUCUGUGAAGCCUUUGGAAGUUAAAGAGAGCAGUUUAUAGUAGAAUCUCCUCUUGAUGGUGGCAGUGUGACUUGGUCUAUACUGAAAAAUCUCUGAUCCAUGCGCUUCCUCCUCAUCAGAAAUGUCAAGACAUGGGCGAAGACAAUUGAUUUUCAGAGCUUCUGUCUGGUCAAAGCAUGUAUACUAGGAUAGGUCCCUUGCCAACCUUUGGAUUGGAUGGAAGCGUAGUUCCUUAAAUAGUUUUCUCUUUCUUUUUCUUUUUUUGUUCAUGUUCCCUUUGCUGUUGGUCAUAUUUUUCGUUGCGUUAUAUGAUGAUUCCUUAGUGGCUAGCCUUAAGGAGAGCUGCAGUUUUUUUGCAAGCCUCUGUAAAUUUCCCUGUUCAAUCUCAGAAGAAUAAGCAAUGCCUUUUUGGCUC
Molecule: messenger RNA, 2627 nt
Organism: Oryza brachyantha (malo sina)
Lineage: Eukaryota; Viridiplantae; Streptophyta; Magnoliopsida; Poales; Poaceae
Product: YTH domain-containing protein ECT1-like
Exons: 9
Coding region: 378-2252 (624 amino acids)
Biological process (GO): mRNA destabilization
Cellular component (GO): cytoplasm
Molecular function (GO): mRNA binding
Source: RefSeq, a predicted model, not a curated record